Messenger RNA from Desarmillaria tabescens, 1611 nucleotides. Its product is annotated as cytochrome P450. Bases 1 to 1611 code for a protein of 536 amino acids. The record is from RefSeq and is a predicted model, not a curated record. The transcript is spliced from 12 exons. Gene Ontology annotation, molecular function: oxidoreductase activity, acting on paired donors, with incorporation or reduction of molecular oxygen; monooxygenase activity; iron ion binding. Lineage: Eukaryota; Fungi; Basidiomycota; Agaricomycetes; Agaricales; Physalacriaceae.
AUGGCGGCCUUUCUGUUGUUCUUUUUUCUGACCGCAGCAUAUCUGCUCUUCGUCACUGUCUCUUAUUUUAGACGCAAGGUACGAAAGGUUAGUGGUCCGCCACGACCAUCAUUUCUGCUAGGGCAUGAGUGGAUUAUCCGUCAACAAGACAAUGUCAGUGACUUAAAAAUGAGUUGGUACCACCAAUAUGGUACGGCAUAUCGCAUCGGAGGAUGUUUUGGCCAAGACGUUUUGGUGGUCAGCGAUCCGAAGGCUUUGCAAUAUAUAUUCCACAUGUCGGGAUACCGUUUUCCAAAGGUAAAAGAUUCGGUCCGAGCAGCAGAUGCCUUUUUCGGACCGGGUCUCGCUACAGUGGGCGGAUCCGUCCAUCAACGCCAGCGGAAGAUCCUGAACGGUUCGUUCUCCGCUUCGCAGCUCAGGAAAAUUUUUCUUCUUUUCCAAUCCUCAGCUUCUCUGCCCACCGACAAAUUGAACGACCAAAUCAAGAGUGGUCCUCGCGUGUUGAAUGCAGUGGAAUGGACAAGCAAAGUUGCACUUGAUAUAAUCGGAAUGACCUCUUUCCGUUAUCGUUUCGAAGCCUUGAAUGGCGGACAGACGGAGCUGAGGGAUGCUCUUGACAACUUGAUCACGGAUUCCCAAAUGCAUCCUCGUGUCAUCGAUCUUCUGUUCAUGGCCCUUUGGCGAAUGCUACCGGAUUCUAUACUGAAUAUCCUAUCAUGGAUUCCAUCCAAGGAUACGCGUCGGUUAAUGGACUUCAAGGACGUCACCAAAAAGAUUGCCCGAAACAUCUUCAAGAACCAGCUCGCAGUUGUCUCCAAUGGCAAGAACGCAGAAGAAAAGGAUAUGGUGAACGUUCUCGCGCUUUCCUAUCUUUCGGAUGAAGAUAAGAAGAAAAUGAGUAAUGAUGAAAUCGAAUCACAGCUGGCUACAUUCAUAUUAGCUGGACACGAUACCACAGCGAAUGCGAUUGCCUGGCUUCUGUAUGAGCUCGCUCGUCACCCUGACGACCAAAUUCGGAUCCGAGACGAGAUAAGACAAGUACAGCUGAGCGAAGAGGUGCUGACGUCAAAUGAUUAUGACUCUAUGCCAUUCCUCAACGCUGCAAUCAAGGAAACACUUCGAAGACAUCCAUUCGUUCAUACCCUUUACCGAAUGGCGGACCAGGAUGAUGUUCUUCCACUAUCGGAGCCGGUUACAACCACUGAUGGAAGAGUGGCUACCGAGAUUCCUAUCUCGAAAGGCCAAGUUAUCUCUGCGUCCUUGUAUACAUAUAAUCACCUGCCAACUGUCUGGGGCAACGACGCCGACAGAUGGAAUCCCGGUCGAUUCUUGGAUUCCGCCGAAAGGAGGCAGCUUUCGCUCGGUGUAUAUUCAAAUUUGUAUGCACAUUUUUCCUCAUCUAAGCUUCUGGAUGCUGAUGGAUCUGAUAGGAUGACCGUUAUGGAAAUUCAAACAGUAAUAGUCGAGCUUCUCAGCAAGUUUGAGUUCAAGGUUCCUGUCGGAGUCGAACUGCUAGACGCGCCAGGGACGCAGAGUUGUGUUCCCAUUGUCAAGGGACAGCUGGAAGAUGGUGUUCAAGUUCCUUUGCAGGUUGCUCCUUUGGAGACCUAG